AAAUAUUUAUAACGGAUGCUAAAAAUGAGAAUAAAUAUCACACCAAUCACAGCAAGUAAGAUGGAUUGAUUAUCGCGUGAUGUGAAAUUCUUAUAUGGUGGGAAAACGCCAAAUCGAUAAAUGCUAUCUUAAAUUUUCACAGCAAGUAGUUUAUAUUUCUCAGUUAUUUAAAUAUAAAAUAUAUAAUGAAAGAAAGUGAUGAUAAAUUUCAGGAUGCUACUUUAGCAAACAAUUCGCCUGCUGCUGGUGAAAAAGAGAAUGGCCGUCAAGCUGCAUUAGACGUAGGAAUUGCGACUAACAAUGAUACAAAUAUAACAAAUAGUGAUAAAGUUGAUAAAGUUCGCGAACUAUUGGGUCAAAGAAUGACUCCGGAAGAAAGGGAGAGAAAAAAGAAAGAAUUAAUUGAAAAACAAAAGGAAGCUCGUCAACGAGCUGGGCGAACUGAAGAAGUACAGUUAAAUGGGGAAAAUACUAAUGUUACAGAUACUAAUGCUACUAAUGCUAUUCAGCCUACACAGCCAAGGGAGAACUUAAUACUUCCAGCAAUAAAAUUUUUAUCUAGCCCGCAAGUCCGUAAUGCGAAUGAAGACAAAAAAGUUAAAUUCUUGUUAAGUAAAGGCUUAACGCAAGCAGAAAUUGAUAUUGCUAAAAAUAGAGUAGAUAAAGAGCAAUCGGUAACUCCUCCAGUUGUCAACCCACGGAUGAUGGGUUCUGAAACAAUAACACAACCGCCAACUGACCCAACUGACCCGCCACCUGUUCCACCACGCACGUAUCAAAUGACGGCGACAAGAACUCCAUUAUGGAGACAACUGAUAGUAGUCUUACUGGUUACAGGCGCUUUUAGUGCCGCGAUGAUCGCGGUAAUCAAGAAAUUCCUUGGUCCUGCAGUUACGGCCAUUAUUUUUGCCAAGCAACAAUUAUUUUCCCAUCAACUUAAUCUUUUCAGAAUGUUUAACGAAAGUCUUUCGACAAUUUUGUCUUUACGUAAAUCAACUUCACCUAGUAAACCUCUUGAGAGAAAUAACGUUAAUGAAGAUGAUGAAUCGCUCACACCAUAUGAAAUAGAUGAAAUUUCUACUCCACCUACUUUACUUGCUCCUCUUGCCACUGAUCUAUCUGAAUUAACUGAAAAAUUAAGUAUACAUCAACAAAAUUUAGCAAAAUAUGAUACAAUGCCAGAUCUACAACUUUCUUUGACAUCUUUAGCAACGUAUCUUUCUUCGAGUAUUUAUUCAUUUUCUUCUUGGUCAUCUUCAAAUGAUCGUGAUUCUUCUGUUUCACAAGUUCGAAGUGAAAUUCGUAGUUUGAAGGGAUUGUUAAUUAACCGUAGAAAUUUUCCAAAAAUUCCUCCCGUGCCAUCGUAUUCAACUCAAUCGCAACAAUCUUCAUCUCGGUCUCAACAACCUCAGCAACAGGUAGAUACAUUAAAUGAAGACGUAGAAUAAACAUCAUGGAUCUUGGAAAUAAGAUUAAUAUGAACGUCAUUGUAAUAUAUAUAAACUUUGGAAAAACUCCGCUUGUCACUACUAUGUAUUUAUUUUACAUAAUUUUUUGUAAUUUAUACUUAAAUUGUAUAGUUAUCUUAAAUAUUAAAGCAUAUGAUAGACAUUUCCCAAAUAAAACAAAUACUAAGAUUUUUGAACAAUUCAGAAUUAUAAA
This is a messenger RNA of Rhizophagus irregularis DAOM 181602=DAOM 197198, 1662 nucleotides long. RefSeq lists its product as uncharacterized. Gene Ontology annotation, cellular component: peroxisomal importomer complex; peroxisomal membrane. Gene Ontology annotation, molecular function: signaling receptor binding. The record is from RefSeq and is a predicted model, not a curated record. Gene Ontology annotation, biological process: protein import into peroxisome matrix, docking. NCBI's taxonomy places the organism in Eukaryota, Fungi, Glomeromycota, Glomeromycetes, Glomerales, Glomeraceae.